This is a messenger RNA of Meloidogyne enterolobii, 677 nucleotides long. The record is from the annotation of a GenBank genome assembly. NCBI's taxonomy places the organism in Eukaryota, Metazoa, Nematoda, Chromadorea, Rhabditida, Meloidogynidae.
UUAAUGUUAGUCUUUUUUUUCAUUUUUUGGUUGUUUCUUACCUCUUACACAUUUAAAUUUCUGAUACUUUUUGUUUCAAAACUUUUUUCCGGGCUUUGCUAUUUUUUAUAUAACGGCGAACCUUUCCUUGAUUCGCACUAUUUCCUCUCUGAAGACAAAACGGGUCUAGGAGCUCAACGAAGAAGAAAGCGUUCGCUGGAAAGUAUACAAGAUAGACCAGAGGUUGCUGAAUUAAUAGUAGACAGGCCUAGACGACGAGUUAAACGUGAUUAUAUUGAACAACCUUCAAUAAUUGGACCGCUUGAAGAAACUCAAUCUGGCAGAAAGCGUCGUCAAACAACAUUUUUUGAACGUCGUCCUGUUCCAAAAUUGCCAUUUCCAGAUCCUUUAUAUCAAGAUCAAUGGUAUUUGGUUAGUUUUUUUUGUUUUUUUUUAAUUUUUUGACAAGGAUUUGGUAUUUUUUGGGUGCCAUUUGAUAGAGGACCCUCGACUUUGUAUUGCCAAGUGAUAUCCGUUUUCUUGCAAAAUCACUUUGGGCCCAGCUGAAUUAAUAGUAGACAGACCUAGACUCCCAAAAAGCCGAAACCUCAAACUCGACCCCGAACCUCGCCUAAAAGUCAACCCUAACCCCGAAACCCGACGUGCCCUCCUCGGCAAACCCCGAUCCCCGACACUCC